This is a messenger RNA of Cucurbita maxima (winter squash), 1426 nucleotides long. Its product is annotated as plastid division protein PDV2-like. The record is from RefSeq and is a predicted model, not a curated record. Bases 144 to 944 code for a protein of 266 amino acids. Gene Ontology annotation, biological process: chloroplast fission. The transcript is spliced from 3 exons. Lineage: Eukaryota; Viridiplantae; Streptophyta; Magnoliopsida; Cucurbitales; Cucurbitaceae.
AAGCACCUGCCACAGACCUCAUAGCUUGGCGGUUGUUUGAGACCUUUUCCUCCAUUGUCAUCUUCACUUUCAGAAGAAACCCUAAUCCGCCAUUUUUGUUCCUCGAAAACCCUCUCGGAGGGUUUGGUUUGGUGUGGGGAGAGAUGGAAGAACAAAGCACGGCUAUAAUUUUAGCAAGAGCGACAGAGUUGAGGCUGAAGAUUAGAAGCUCUGUUAACACCACCACCACGAGUUCGGCGGUAACUUCCUGGGAGAAUCGGGAUGAUCGGUUCGCCGUGGAUGAAAAUAAUGGCGUUGGUUCGCGGCGGAGUGUGGCCGACGCGAUUGAGGUAACGGAAGAAGACGAGGAAGCGGUGAGGCUUUUGAAUAUCUGCGGUGCGCUCGAGUCUCUUGAGAAUCAACUCUCUUCGUUUCAGGAUUUACAACAACUGCAAAGGUACGAGAAGGAAGUAGCCCUUUCCGAGAUCGAGCAUAGCCGCGAGAUGUUACUGGAUAAGCUGAAGAAGUACGAAGGAGAGGAUUUGGAAGUGAUACACGAGGCGUCAGCUUUUGUUGGGGAGACCGUGCAGCACAACCAGGAUCUCAUGCUUCCUCCAUAUACAAGCCAUCCUGGUAAUGGCUACUUACAUCCCUUCCCUUCUGCACUCAAGUUUGUGAGGGCUGCUACAAAUAAAGCUACAAAGGAACUUAACGAAUCAGAACGGAAACACACGAAAUUGAAUUCGAGGAACUCGAGGAAUAGAUUAGGAUCCUUCAUUAGUAUAGCUGCAAAAUCCGUGGUUACCAUUGUUGGCAUAGUAUCCCUACUGCACUUGGCUGGUUUUCGACCGAAGUUUGCAGCAAAAAUUGCUGCUUUGAAGGCUUUGGACUGUUUUCGACGGUCUGCAGCUGUAAAUAAAGAAUCACGCCAUGGAUGCCCUCCGGGAAAGCUCAAUGCGUCGUGAAAGAGAGAAUCGAAGUUCCGUUUUCUUCGGUUGUGGCUAAACCAGAUGUAAACUAUGGAAGCGGGUAACAGUUCAAUCCGACAUGCUUGUGUGAGAUGUGUUCUCUGAAAGGAAAAGAGCUAAAGAAUCUGCGCGUCAACCUGUCGUCGGGACCUAAAGAUCGGUGGACGACAACGAAAACAAGGGAAAGCAACAACCCGUCGUUUGAAUCGUCGACGAUGACUGUUAUCGACGAGCCUGCAACGAAUAGGACUAACGGGGAUUGUACUGAUAAGCCAAGAAACUGUAGGCAUGCUACUCAGUGCAGGGAAGGCUUAAAAAAAGAUGACUUUUGCUAAUAUGAGCUUAUUAAGGGUCCAUGUAGGUCUUGAACUUACAACAUUCAUGUUAUUAGUCCGAUGUUCUAAUUGGUUCAUGUCGGUCUCAAAUCUGCGAUUUUUGUGUUAUUAACACCACUAAUCAACUAAUUGAAUUAAUAGGCC